CAUAAUGGAUUCUUGUAGCUUUCAAAUACGUUUGCCAGAGAUUUGGACACAUUUAUUAAAAUGUUAGUCUGAAUGUAAUCACUCAGUUGAUGUGUUUAUUUGAAUCAAGCAAGCAGUGAUUUUUAAAGAGCAGACAUGUGAGUGUUUGUCAGUGGCUGAAGAGCAAAAAUGUGGUCUAGCCUGUAUGCAGUGAAAUGCUCUGUUUUGACUGGCAUGUCAGAAUCAGUCACUUGAGAGCUGGGUUGAAGACAUUCUCUCGGGUCAGGACGUAAUUACACCAAAGAAGAGCUUGCUUCGUUUUGCAGAUUUUCCUGUAGGUCUAAUGUAUCCAGUUAAUGGACAGUUUUCCUUCAGUUUGAGAAUGUGACCCAUAUAACAUCAAAGAUUGAGGAUUUUGGUCUUCAGUAGCUGGCAGCAGGAUGAAUGUGGAGACUCUCAGUAAAGCUGAACUUCUGAUGCUGCUCAGCAUUCUGGAAGGAGAACUGGAAGCACAAGAUGUAGUCAUACACACACUCAGGGCACAACAGAGAGAUGCAUUUGUACAAGAGCGUUAUGGACAUUACAACCUCCGUGACCCCUUCAUAGCACUGCUGAGAGACAGCGAGCUGUCACAGGCUCAGGAUGAUGGAGGGCAGAGUCCCGUGUGUCUGAACCCGCUGGGUGUGUUGAAGCUAGUGAUGGCCCACUGCACCAACAUGAAGGAGAAAAUGAUGAAACAGCUUGCUGCUGCAGAGAGGAGACACAGACGGGUAAUAUCAGAUUUAGAAGAAGAGAAACGACGGCGUGCUCAAGACAAUGCUGCGGGUGAUGACAUCACUGCCAUGCUGGAGAAGGAACGAGACAGACUUCUGCAACAGCUGGAGUUUGAGAGGGCUCAAGUCGAGCGUUUAGAACAUGAGCGGUCAGUCCUGUCGAAUCAAGCUGAGGAGGAUUUAGCGCAGCAGCAACAGUUAUCCUCGACACUGGCGAAAGAAUGUCAGAAGGCUACAGCACGGGCAGAGGAGGAGAGCCAGCGGGUUGCAGAGCUCAGCCGCCAGCUGGAACAGGAGAGCAGUACCAUCAAAACCCUAAAGGGGGAGCUGGAGUGCGAACACGCUCAUGCUCAGCAGAUAGAGGCGAAAGCUGAGAGAAAGCUGGCCGAAUUGGAUACAGAGCGCGAGCAGCUGAGAGGGAAACUACUGAAGGAAGAAAAACGAUAUCAGGAGCUUUUGGAGAAGUUCAAUAGUCUAAAAAAAGAGUUGGAUGAAAUGAAAGAAAGAGAAAAGGCAGGACUGGAAAAAGACAAUGAAGAAAAGGUAAAAAAUCUGCAGAAAGCAACCACAGGGAUCACGCCUCCUCUUAGUCAAACAGAAGUCGAUGGCAAAGCCAUUGCAUCUAAAUCAUCUCCUCAACCCAAGCUAAAUGGCCACCACACUUCCAGAGAACCAGAGUCUCCAGCAGACGAGAGGUGCAAGGAAGUGGGACCGGCGGACAUUGGGGUAGUGCUCCCUGGAGGAAGUGGAGCCUUGCAGUGUCUCUCCCCCAGCAGUCCUGCCUCGUCCUCCCUUAGCUCAUCUCCUUGCUCUUCCCCAGUACUGACCAAGCGUCUGGCCUCUAUAGGCUGCUCUAGUCCGACCUAUCCAUCCUCUUACCAGGCCAGCAUCAACCAGCGAUUCCAAGCAGCACGCCACAAGUUUCAGCAGCAAGCUGAGGCAGAGCAGCAACACGGAGCAUCCAUUGUCCACUCACCUCGAGACCUCUCUCCUACUGCAGCUGCUCCUACUACUCCAGACAAUUCUACUGCAAAGCAGAUUGCCCGCAACACUGUCACUCAGGUGCUGUCACGGUUCACGAGCCAACAAGCAACAAGUAAACACCCUCCGUCCAACAGCUCGCCCUUUGGCACUGAUUACCGCAGCCUGGCCACAGCCUCCUCACCGACAGGGAAGAGCCCAGGGGUUCUUUCACCAGGGAUCCGCUCACCAAUAAUUCCUAGGGCGGAGAAGAUUCAUCCACCCCCUGUUCCUCCUAAAAAGCAGGGGGUCAACCAGUCUCCCGGCUCACCAGUUCCUUCUGGCAGGGCCAGCCACUUCCCCGAGCUCUCUGGGAGCUGUGGUCUCACCAGUGGUCAGGAAGAUGCAAAAGAGCUUGACUUGGUUGUGUCGUCAUCUAGUUAACCAGCCUGGACUUCACACCUGUUCUUAGCCUUCUCCACUCCAUUCCAUCCAUUGGCAUCUAAAGCACUCUUGAGAGCCUCAAGGUUUUCUUCUUUUAUUUUCACCCUUAUUUUUAUGUCAUACUUGUCAAUUCUUGUCCUUAAAGAGAUAGUUCACCCAAAAAUGAAAAUUCUGUCAUUAAUUUCUUACCCUAAUGUUGUUCCAAACCCGAAAGACGUUCAUUCACGUUCAUGUGACAUCAUGGGUUCAACUGUAAUUUUAGGAAACUACGAGAAUACUUUUUGUGUGCAAAGAAAACAAUAAUAACAUAAUUUAUUCAGCAAUUCUUCUUCCCGAGUUACUGUCUUCUGCCAUUUUGGAGAGUACCCCAGAACGUAAUCAACGUAAUGAGCGUUGUUUAUUUACGUUCUGGGGUACUCUCCAAAAUGGCGGAAGACGGUAACUCCUUGCUAUCUAUGGAGGGUCAUAGAGCUCUCAGAUUCUAUCAAAAAUAUCUUAAUUUGUGUUCUAAAAAUGAACAAAGGUCUUACAGGUUUGGAACGACAUGAUGGUGAGUAAUUAAUGACAGAAUUUUAAUUUUUGUGUGAACCCUUUCCAUCCAAAGGGUU
Molecule: messenger RNA, 2764 nt
Organism: Cyprinus carpio (common carp)
Lineage: Eukaryota; Metazoa; Chordata; Actinopteri; Cypriniformes; Cyprinidae
Product: CTTNBP2 N-terminal-like protein
Source: RefSeq, a predicted model, not a curated record